CAUUUACUUGAUGUACAAAUCCAGGUCUGUCUGACAGCUCGCAGAGUUAGCGGUCUUCUUUUCUCUUGUGUAUCCGCUGCUGGUGACCACAGUCGAGCCCUCACGGGAAUAACACUCAUCAGUUUUUUAAUAACACCGGCGAGGAGCUGCCCGACCGAGCUGCAGUUACUUUUUAACGCCCGCUCGCAGCUGCUCUGGGGGGCGGAGUGUCCACGGAGUGCUGCGCCGAUUGGGGCGCCCAUUCGGGGGAAGAGAGAUGGCGUGCUUGUUGGAGGCCCCGCUCCGCAUCAGUGUCCUGUCCGAAGUCACCGCCACCAGUCGCCAUUAUGUCGACAGACUCUUCGACCCCGACCCACAGAAAGUGCUGCAGGGAGUCAUUGACAUGAAGAAUGCUGUCAUAGGAAACAACAAGCAGAAGGCCAAUCUGAUCGUCCUCGGAGCUGUUCCGAGGUUACUUUACCUGCUGCAGCAGAGCUCAUCCAGUCUGGAGCUGAGGACGGAGUGUGCGGUGGUGCUGGGAAGCCUCGCCAUGGGCACCGAGAACAACAUCAAGUCCCUGGUGGACUGUCACAUCAUCCCUGCCCUCCUUCAAGGUCUCUUGUGUCCGGACCUGAUCUUCAUUGAAGCUUGUCUUCGAUGUCUAAGAACAGUCUUCAUCAGUCCAGUCACCCCCGUGCAGCUGCUCUACACUGACCCCACUGUGAUUCCUCAUCUAAUGUCUUUACUGAGCAACUCGCAGAAAACCCAGGAGUACAUCACGCAGAUCUUCUCCCACUGUUGUAAGACUCCGGAGCACCAGACGGUUCUGUUCAACCACGGCGCCAUCCAGAACAUCGCCCCUCUGCUAAUCUCCCCUUCUUAUAAGGUCCGGAUGCAGGCGUUAAAGUGUUUCUCAGUCCUGGCCUAUGAGAACACUCAGGUCUCCAUGACACUGGUGAAUGCCUCUAAACCCCACCUCAUCUCUGUGUUUGUGCUUCCAGUGCUGGUGGAUGGUGAGCUGCUCUCUCAGGUAUUUGUCAAAAUGAUGCAACGGGAUCAACCCAUUGAAAUGCAGCUUACAGCAGCCAAAUGUCUGACCUACAUGUGUCGAGCUGGUGCCAUCAGGACAGACGACAGCUGUAUUGUACUAAAGACGCUGCCGUGCCUCGUGCGGAUGUGCAGUAAAGAACAUUUGCUAGAGGAGAGGGUGGAGGGUGCCGAGACGUUGGCCUACCUGAUGGAGCCAGAUGUGGAGCUGCAGAGGAUCGCCAGCACCACUGACCACCUGGUGGCCAUGUUGGCCGACUACUUCAAAUACCCCAGCUCAGUGUCCGCCAUCACUGACAUCAAGAGGCUGGACCACGACCUGAAACACGCACACGAGCUGCGACAAGCUGCUUUCAAACUUUAUGCCUCACUCGGCUCCAACGACGAGGACAUCCGCAAAAAGAUCACAGAGACGGAGAACAUGAUGGAUAGGAUAGUCAGCGGCCUAUCAGAAUCCAGCAUUAAAGUCCGUUUGGCGGCUGUCAGGUGUCUUCACAGUCUGUCUCGAUCGGUGCAGCAGCUGAGGACCAGUUUCCACGACCAUGCCGUGUGGAAACCGCUCAUGAAGCUGCUGCAGAAUGCCCCAGAUGAAGUCCUGGUCAUGGCUUCUUCUACACUAUGCAAUCUACUGCUGGAGUUCUCGCCCAGCAAAGAGCCCAUCCUGGAGUCCGGGGUGAUUGAAUUACUAUGCAGUCUGACCCAGAGUGACAGCUCUGCACUGAGGGUCAACGGGAUCUGGGCCCUGAUGAACAUGGCGUUCCAGGCAGAUCAGAAGGUGAAGGUGGAGAUUGUUCGGUGUUUGGGUACAGAACAGUUGUUCCGCCUGCUGUCAGACCCCGACACCAACGUCCUGAUGAAGACGCUCGGUUUGCUGCGCAAUCUGCUGUCAACACGCCCGCACAUUGACCAGAUCAUGAGCUCUCACGGGAAGCAGAUCAUGCAGGCAGUGACCCUCAUCCUGGAAGCAGAGCACAGCAUCGAGGUUAAAGAGCAGACGCUGUGCAUCCUCGCCAACAUCGCCGACGGCAACACAGCCAAGGAACUUAUCAUGACCAAUGACGACAUGCUCCAGAAAAUCAAAUACUACAUGGGGCAUUCGAAUGUGAAACUGCAGCUUGCCGCCACCUUCUGCAUCUCAAACCUUAUCUGGAAUGAGGAGGACGGUUCUCAGGAGCGUCAGGACAAGCUGAGGGAGAUGGGCUUCGUGGACGUCCUGCACAAACUGACCCAGGCCUCGGACCCCAACCUCAGUGACAGGGCGAAGACGGCGAUGCAGCAGUACCUGGCAUGACUACAGUGGGCAGCCAUCUUCUACUGCCAGCCGAACUAAUAAUUGUCGGGAGGACACCUGCCGCUGGUUCUUUCAUUUCUCCUUUCGUUUAACCUUGAGGCUCGUUUUGUUGCACAAAGACACCUUCUUUGGACCUGUGGCUGACCUCCUCUCACCUCCCUCCCAGCACCUCAGCCCAGCCUCAGCGGUUCUGCUCACUCCUAAGCUCCUCUCGGAGACUCUGACACCGCAGUUGUUGGGAAAUCAACGGUUCGGAGGGCGUCGCUUGUUUUGUUUUUAUUUUAUUUUAAUUUUUUUCUUGAAGUGAAUCCUUUUGGGACUUUGUGAUUUGCAAUCUUAGUUGUUUUUUUGUUUUUUUUUUGGAGUGCAGCUGCCUGACACCACCAGCGCCGGUGCUUCGGUGUGUUUGGACUCCCAGCAGUGGAGAUUCUGGUCUCAGAGAACUGAUUACAAGAGCAGGGCUGAUGGACAGCAAAGCUUCCCGGUUUUGUUUUUUUAAUUUUUAAUUAAUAUUAAUGUUUCCUUAUGGCAUCGCAAAGCAAGGACACAUUUGGAGAAAAAAAAACACAGACUGCCUAUUUUGAAAUUUUGGGUGUUUUCUUUUUGUGGAUACAUACCUCGUA
This is a messenger RNA of Stegastes partitus (bicolor damselfish), 2940 nucleotides long. RefSeq names its product armadillo repeat containing 8 (gene armc8). Gene Ontology annotation, molecular function: protein binding. Lineage: Eukaryota; Metazoa; Chordata; Actinopteri; Pomacentridae. Gene Ontology annotation, biological process: proteasome-mediated ubiquitin-dependent protein catabolic process. Gene Ontology annotation, cellular component: GID complex. The transcript has 22 exons. The record is from RefSeq and is a predicted model, not a curated record. Bases 257 to 2317 code for a protein of 686 amino acids.